AUGGUGCCUACAGGCGACCAGCGCCUGAGAUGGGAGUGCGUGAAGAUCAAGGAGCGACGAACGGAAGGAGCGGAAAAGAGGGAAAGAGGGAGGGAGAACGGGGGAGGACUAGGUGUAAAAGAGGCUUUGAGAGCAGGGGUCGCGGAAGGGAGGAAAGAGACGUUGGAUGUGGUGGAAAAGGUAGAGGGCGUGGAGGGAGAGAGAUGCCGGCAGUUGCGGAUUGGCCUCUGCUGCAGCGCUCACAGCCCGUUCUGCCUGCCGCGCGCUGAUUGGUGGUGCAUCUGCGCUGACAUGGCAAGCGGAAGAAGCGGAGGACCCGGAUACGCGGAAGGGAGUGCAGCGGAAGGGAGUGCAGCGCGGGGGAGUGCAGCGGAAGGUGGGGUGCGAGGUGAGUGUGUGGCUCUGCUCUCAAUGUCGCUCUGCUCUCAAUGUCGCUCUGCUCUCAACGUCGCUCUGCUCUCAAUGUCGCUCUGCUCUCAACGUCGCUCUGCUCUCAAUGUCGCUCUGCUCUCAACGUCGCUCUGCUCUAAAUGUCGCUCUGCUCUCAACGUCGCUCUGCUCUCAAUGUCGCUCUGCUCUCAACGUCGCUCUGCUCUCAACGUCGCUCUGCUCUCAACGUCGCUCUGCUCUCAACGUCGCUCUGCUCUCAACGUCCCUCUGCUCUCAACGUCGCUCUGCUCUCAACGUCGCUCUGCUCUCAACGUCGCUCUGCUCUCAACGUCGCUCUGCUCUCAACGUCGCUCUGCUCUCAACGUCGCUCUGCUCUCAACGUCGCUCUGCUCUCAACGUCGCUCUGCUCUCAACGUCGCUCUGCUCUCAACGUCGCUCUGCUCUCAACGUCGCUCUGCUCUCAACGUCGCUCUGCUCUCAACGUCGCUCUGCUCUCAACGUCGCUCUGCUCUCAACGUCGCUCUGCUCUCAACGUCGCUCUGCUCUCAACGUCGCUCUGCUCUCAACGUCGCUCUGCUCUCAACGUCGCUCUGCUCUCAACGUCGCUCUUCUCUCAACGUCGCUCUGCUCUCAACGUCGCUCUGCUCUCAACGUCGCUCUGCUCUCAACGUCGCUCUGCUCUCAACGUCGCUCUGCUCUCAACGUCGCUCUUCUCUCAACGUCGCUCUGCUCUCAACGUCGCUCUGCUCUCAACGUCGCUCUGCUCUCAACGUCGCUCUUCUCUCAACGUCGCUCUGCUCUCAACGUCGCUCUGCUCUCAACGUCGCUCUGCUCUCAACGUCGCUCUGCUCUCAACGUCGCUCUGCUCUCAACGUCGCUCUGCUCUCAACGUCGCUCUGCUCUCAACGUCGCUCUGCUCUCAACGUCGCUCUGCUCUCAACGUCGCUCUGCUCUCAACGUCGCUCUGCUCUCAACGUCGCUCUGCUCUCAACGUCGCUCUUCUCUCAAUGUCGCUCUGCUCUCAACGUCGCUCUGCUCUCAACGUCGCUCUGCUCUCAACGUCGCUCUGCUCUCAACGUCGCUCUGCUCUCAACGUCUCUCUGCUCUCAACGUCGCUCUGCUCUCAACGUCGCUCUGCUCUCAACGUCGCUCUGCUCUCAACGUCGCUCUGCUCUCAACGUCGCUCUGCUCUCAACGUCGCUCUGCUCUCAACGUCGCUCUGCUCUCAACGUCGCUCUGCUCUCAACGUCGCUCUGCUCUCAACGUCGCUCUGCUCUCAACGUCGCUCUGCUCUCAACGUCGCUCUGCUCUCAACGUCGCUCUGCUCUCAACGUCGCUCUGCUCUCAACGUCGCUCUGCUCUCAACGUCGCUCUGCUCUCAACGUCGCUCUGCUCUCAACGUCGCUCUGCUCUCAACGUCGCUCUGCUCUCAACGUCGCUCUGCUCUCAACGUCGCUCUGCUCUCAACGUCGCUCUGCUCUCAACGUCGCUCUGCUCUCAACGUCGCUCUGCUCUCAACGUCGCUCUGCUCUCAACGUCGCUCUGCUCUCAACGUCGCUCUGCUCUCAACGUCGCUCUGCUCUCAACGUCGCUCUGCUCUCAACGUCGCUCUGCUCUCAACGUCGCUCUGCUCUCAACGUCGCUCUGCUCUCAACGUCGCUCUGCUCUCAACGUCGCUCUGCUCUCAACGUCGCUCUGCUCUCAACGUCGCUCUGCUCUCAACGUCGCUCUGCUCUCAACGUCGCUCUGCUCUCAACGUCGCUCUUCUCUCAAUGUCGCUCUGCUCUCAACGUCGCUCUGCUCUCAACGUCGCUCUGCUCUCAACGUCGCUCUGCUCUCAACGUCGCUCUGCUCUCAACGUCUCUCUGCUCUCAACGUCGCUCUGCUCUCAACGUCGCUCUGCUCUCAACGUCGCUCUGCUCUCAACGUCGCUCUGCUCUCAACGUCGCUCUGCUCUCAACGUCGCUCUGCUCUCAACGUCGCUCUGCUCUCAACGUCGCUCUGCUCUCAACGUCGCUCUGCUCUCAACGUCGCUCUGCUCUCAACGUCGCUCUGCUCUCAACGUCGCUCUGCUCUCAACGUCGCUCUGCUCUCAACGUCGCUCUGCUCUCAACGUCGCUCUUCUCUCAACGUCGCUCUGCUCUCAACGUCGCUCUGCUCUCAACGUCGCUCUGCUCUCAACGUCGCUCUGCUCUCAACGUCGCUCUGCUCUCAACGUCGCUCUGCUCUCAACGUCGCUCUGCUCUCAACGUCGCUCUGCUCUCAACGUCGCUCUGCUCUCAACGUCGCUCUGCUCUCAACGUCUCUCUGCUCUCAACGUCGCUCUGCUCUCAACGUCGCUCUGCUCUCAACGUCGCUCUGCUCUCAACGUCGCUCUGCUCUCAACGUCGCUCUGCUCUCAACGUCGCUCUGCUCUCAACGUCGCUCUGCUCUCAACGUCGCUCUGCUCUCAACGUCGCUCUGCUCUCAACGUCGCUCUGCUCUCAACGUCGCUCUGCUCUCAACGUCGCUCUGCUCUCAACGUCGCUCUGCUCUCAAUGUCGCUCUGCUCUCAAUGUCGCUCUGCUCAUUUGCUGA
Molecule: messenger RNA, 2967 nt
Organism: Closterium sp. Naga37s-1
Lineage: Eukaryota; Viridiplantae; Streptophyta; Zygnematophyceae; Desmidiales; Closteriaceae
Source: the annotation of a GenBank genome assembly